Chondrus crispus (carragheen) is the source of this 408-nucleotide messenger RNA. RefSeq lists its product as hypothetical. NCBI's taxonomy places the organism in Eukaryota, Rhodophyta, Florideophyceae, Gigartinales, Gigartinaceae. The record is from RefSeq and is a predicted model, not a curated record. The coding region runs from base 1 to 408 and encodes 135 amino acids. The transcript has a single exon.
AUGCUGUACAAUGCAGACUUCUGCAGCCUCGUUUACUUGAGACGCGGUCUCCCCGACGCAGGAUUGCUGCGCAGGAUUGCUGCGGUGGCCACCUGUCCGCUCUCACGCCCUCCCCGUCUGCUUUGCGCACUCAUCCACGUCGCGCAUAGCCUCAUCCUCAUCAUACACAUCGCUGGGCAUCAUGAACGGGGAGGCCAUUGUACUAAUAUACUCGCCCUGCGCCAUCUGCUCUCUAAUCUGAUCCUCGCACUCAGCCAGGCCUUCCUCGUAGUCCUCGCGAGUCUCCUCGAGCCUCUCCUGCGCGGCGCGCUCCUCCUCCUCCAAGUCGAACGUGAGGCCGACCUCCUGCAUGAUGCGCUCAAGCGUGGUGACCUGGGUGGAGAGGACGUUUGCGGCCUCGGUCAUUGA